AUGGACCUCCCCCUCCUCAUUCCCGUCCCGCCUUCAGCGGUGCGGAAGACCAUCCCAAACGAAGAGUGGGGAGCCACGCUGGAUGCAUGGAUUCUUCUCACAGAGUUGCGUCUGCACCUGUCGAAAAAAGAUCUCGGGGACUGCGCGCAUGCAGACCGAUUCAAUGCCACGUUUCUGGCAUCUUAUUUCGCUGCCUUUGAUGAUGCUCGCCUGCACGGGGGGUCCUCCAGCGUGCAGGGCAGCAGUAAGAAGACAAGGCAGCUACGGAGAGCAGUCUUCUUGCUCACGCGAAGGUACUUUUUAGAUGUCCUUCCUACCGCAGAUGCGAUGUUGGAUUGGCGGUUCCUCGGAGAUUUUAGCCAGUGUUAUCACUCAAGCUCGACGCUGAAAGAGCUGUUACUAGAAGUAUGGCAACGAUAUGAAGCUAAGAUCUCAGCAAGUGUCGAGAAAGGAAAGGCAGAGAUCAUGCAGAGACUGUCAGAUACUACUGGUUCCAAACCGGCAGUAUCACGGAGUGCAGCUGAUGUAGUCCUUGAACUUCGAAGAAUGAGCAUUCUCGCUUCGGCAUUACCGCAUGUUGGGCAUUUGCUGAUGACUGGGUCUGAUUAUCUCGAUUCUUUACAUGAGUCCUACAAAGCGACUCUCUCUACGGGCAAGGAUGGUUGGGAAGAGCUGAGAAAUGCGUUGGUCGCAAAUGUCUAUGUCGGGUUGACUUCGCUGCUCAAAGUGCCCAAGCCGAAUCUGUCGCUCCUGCUUGACCAACUGUUCACGCUCAAAGUUUCCUCAAAGGUAGGAAGUUCCGGAAGAAAUAGACGGACUCCAGAAUUACUGUCGGACUUGGUAUGCAGCACGGAUAUCCUGAUCCGGAUCGAGCGGUAUUUGGUGUCGGCGCCGCAGAAACGCGGCCAAGAUUUAAUCAGCUCGUUGAGGGAAUAUCAGCAGGAAAUGAAAUCGUAUCACAAUCGACACUACCAGCGGCACAAGAAGAGAAAGGGCAAAGGCAAAGCAGCUGCAGGUGAUGACGAGAGUGUACACGCCCACAAGCUGUCUUUAGUUACGCAGAUCCGCGAUCUCUUCCCGGAUCUUGGGGACGGAUAUGUUGUCCGUUUACUUGAUUACUAUAACGACAACGUCGAAACAAUAGUUGCGCAUCUACUUGAAAACUCGCUGGCGCCCGAGUUGCAGACACUUGACACAACCCAGCCUCUACCCACUCACAAUAUCCAGCAUGAUGCAUUGGAACCUCAUCACACCCCGGCACAACUGUCAUCCCCUCUACCAGAGUACAGACGGAACAUCGACCUGGAGGAUGACGAAAUCAUCCAAGCCGCACAAGCCUCUCUCACAAGGGAUGAAGGCAACAAGAAAAAGAAACUCCUCUUUGGCAGGGCCAACAUCGACUCCACAGCCGACAGCAUCCUAGCCGACAGAAGCCAGCACGCUGCAAACAAAGCAGCAAUCCUAUCGGCGCUGGCGAAUUUUGAUUCUGACGAUGACGAACGAGACGAUACAUACGAUAUCGCCGAUGUCGGUGGCACCGUGGACGCAAUCCACACCACAGGCGCGACAGAAGUCGAAGGCGAGGAAAAGGGAAGACGCGCUGGCGACGAGAAGGAUAAAAACACCACUACUACUAUUUCUGACCUCGACAUGACUCUGUACCGGAUAUGGAAAUCGAAUCCGACGCAAUUUGCGCGCGACUCCGCGACGCGACGCUCCCAGCCUCGGGAUGCGCUUAAACGCGAGACUGGCAUGACCGAUGAAGCUAUUGAGGGCUGGGCGGUGAUGUUGCAGCGUGAUGCAAAGAGGCAAUCACGACUGGAGAGGAAGUUGGCUCUUGAGACUGGGUUGGAGGGCGCGGGUACAGGUGCAGGUGUGGCGGGUCAGCCGACGCUUGCAUCUACUGCGUAUCGGAGACCGAACGCGAAAGCGGCGUUGGAUGAGGCUGAGGAUGUGCAGGGUGAUAUCAGUUCUUCGGUUGGUGAUCGCGGUAAUGCCAGAGGCCGCGGGAGGGGUGGUCGAGGACGAGGAGGGCGUGGACGAGGUGCGAAUCACCAUCGACGGGACCAGCAUGCGAAGAAAAUGGCGAAAGCGGGCGCGUUUCCUGGCUGA
Molecule: messenger RNA, 2112 nt
Organism: Talaromyces atroroseus
Lineage: Eukaryota; Fungi; Ascomycota; Eurotiomycetes; Eurotiales; Trichocomaceae
Exons: 1
Coding region: 1-2112 (703 amino acids)
Molecular function (GO): ubiquitin binding
Source: RefSeq, a predicted model, not a curated record